Molecule: messenger RNA, 2668 nt
Organism: Xenia sp. Carnegie-2017
Lineage: Eukaryota; Metazoa; Cnidaria; Anthozoa; Malacalcyonacea; Xeniidae
Product: trithorax group protein osa-like
Source: RefSeq, a predicted model, not a curated record
GAAAUUAAAUAUGCCAUAAUAAUAAAGAACUUGACGCCGCCAUGUUUUUGCUAAAAUAAAAGUAAAAUAUCGAUGUCCAAAUUAAGCCGAAACACCGAGUAAAUUAAGAGAAAACAGUUCAAAGUGAUGAGUGAUGAUUUUGAAAAUAGCCAUCUUGUGUUGUGUUUGUGAGGCUGGAACUUUAUUCCCCGAAAAGCAACAUCUUUAGAUGAAAUGGGGGACACUAAUGAGGGUAGCCCAGCUGCAGGGUCAGAUGUGAGCGAUGAGCCAAGUCUGAUACAGUAUAGGUCAAAACGUCGUUGUGUUGUUGAACGAGAAAAGAAGAAGAAGGAGUGGUGGGAAGAAGAGGAUGUUUUAUCAGAUGAAGACGAUCAAGGUGAUUUUGACUCUGAUGGCUCCGAUGGUCCAAGGAGACCAAAACAGCGCAAGAAAAUGAUGAUUCCCACAGCUCUUCGUCCACCACCCAAUCGCAUAUUUAUGUUCUCUACUGAGCUGGCAAAUCGUGCAGCAGAAGCUGUGGCUCAGGGUCGUGUUCCAUCUAUAGUUGCUUACCACAUGGCUCAACCAAAAAACCAGCCUUACUUGAGAUUGCAACCACGAAGCAAUUCAGAUUUCAUGAUGAAUCCAUCAGGCAGUGUUGACUAUCGGUUUCGCAACCUUCCAAAACAUAUGGAUACAAUGUUCGGAGGGGGCUGUCUCCCAGGUAUGUCCGCAAUGGGAAUGCCCCCUAGAUUCAAUGCUGUCCCCCAGUUUGGGCAGUAUUUAAAACAACAACAACAAAUAGAAUCAAGAAAUACAUUGGCGGUAGAUGAACUGCAACAAAUGAUGUUUGGCACAAGCAAUGGUACACCUAAAGGUGUGUUCCCCCCUGCUGGAAUGCAUCAUAUGAUGGAUGAUCAGGGUGGUGCACGACCACGAAUUGCUGGCGGAUAUCCUGGCCCACUACCAUCAACCUUUGGUCAGCAGCAGAUGUUCAUGAACAGUCAUAACUACAGAUUGCAGCCAAAUUUCCCAGUGGAUCAAAUUCAACCUCAAGGGGGCGCAUCAGUGAUUACAUCACAAGCUAUUUCAGGAUCAGGUAUGCUACCAAGCAUGGAUUCACCAGGACAUCAAAGGGAAUUAGCACAAGAUGAAUCUUUAAAAUAUGAGCAAAAGUCGGAAAGCGAUGAAAACCCGUCGAUAGCAACUGAUCGUAAACAAAUCAUUUCUCCAAAUCAACCACCAAUUCUUCAGCAACAGCAUCAAUUAUCACCCACACCACAACCACCCACACAGGCAAAUGCACCCCAUUUACCUGUAUUAUCCCCAAGCUCAAGUCUCUCAUCUUCGUCUCCUCUUGGUUCAACAAUCCGUAGUCCACCACCUUACUCUGCCAAUCAUCCCACUGAUCUCAACACUCUUCCCGGUGCCAGCUCCAUUGGCGCUCCCUCACCAACAAAUACAAAUUCACCGCAGACACCUCAUGGUCCAUUGACCCCUCGUCUUUCAAACACUAUUGGAUCACCAAAAGAUGGAGAGCGCUCUCCAUUUUCUCCUGGUUCUCUACCAACGACUUCUGGCUAUUCUAAUCAACAAGUCAUGCAUCAGAACAUUCGAGAUGCAAGCAUGAAAAUGACCAGGCAUUCUCCAAUUUCAGAAAAACCAGAUGACAUUUUAACAAAUAAAAACAUUCCACCCGGUUUUGUGCCAAGUGACAUGAGACUACCAACAUAUGCAGGACAAAGGCCUAAUUCAUUGCACCUCAUGAAGAAUAUGUCUCCUCUUGCUGCACUUCCUCCAAAUAAGAGCACUUUCCUUGGAAGAAGUGGUGUAGUGGGUAGAUCUCUGAUGGGGAUGCCUCCUGAUCAAGUAAAUUAUCCUUCAAAGUUUUCCGUGGAAAGCCUAACUGCACCUGCAAAAGAAGAACUUUUCUAUCAUCAACGAUUUCCUAUGCAGCCUGGCAAUGCUUAUGCAGCUGCAGCUGCUUACUCUCAGCAACCAGGACUUUAUUACACCGGUAACAAAUUUCUACCAGGGAUGUUGGGGCAGGGACAGUAUCAGUUCCCAUCACACCUUCAGCCAUCGCCUCAACAGUUUUUCCCAUCAAACAUGCCCCCACAGAUGUACCCCCCACACGGUCCAUUUUCAAUCCAUCAUACUGGUAAUCGUGAUGCAGGAAUGUAAUCAAUGAAUAAAGAUGACUACUUACGGUAAUCUAUGUGAUCCUUGGCCCUACAAAAACUUGUUGGUAUAUGGACUGUACCUUUAGAAAAGUAUACAUAUAAACGGUCAAAGUGUCAUGAACCUGUCGCCACACACGCGGAGAAUGUAUGGUGGUAAAGAGAUCAAAUUAUGUUUUAUCAUAGAUAUCUCCUGUGAAUAUAUUUUAGAAUCUGGAGAUUUUUAAGGAAAAAAAGCUUAGUGAUUUGAUUGAAGAUAUAGAGCUGCGAGAUUGGGAUUGUUCGGCAGUAUUAUCUUUUGGAAUUUGGGAUGGGAUAGCAGCGUUUAAUAUUCGGUUACUGUUUAGGUUUUUAUAUUUUAUAGGCAAAAGAGAGAGAAUGUUCUUGUCUUUGUAAAUCGCUCUAUUGAUCCUUUGGACUGUCAAGGAAAAGAAUUAAUAGCUAUCCAUAAAAAUUCGUGAAACGGGCGAAGUUUUAGUUGAAAUAAAGUAAAAUUUCAGUUUUUUUGA